AAAAAAAUAGGGAACCACAGUGACGAGUCGCAUUCCGCAGUCAGCCGAGUUACCCACGAGAUGGCUUCCGGCUGGCGCCACAAAAGCUCCAAGCCCUCCUUGGACCCGUGGGGACCUCCAUCACCUCCUCCACUACUAGACGAGACCGCUCCGAAGGUCACCAAGCGCUCACACUUCUCACGCCGCAGCACUCGGGCCAAGAGCCAAGCGCAACAGCAAGCGCAGAACAUCGAGCUCGAAGUCGAAGAAUUGGCCGAGCAGUACGAACACGAAAAGCGUCGCAGCCUCUUGGCCUCCAUGUUUGGAACACGCACACUAUCACGCUCGUUGCGCUCGAUAUCAGACGCCACGGAGGCGCCGCAGACGCUCGUACAGCGAGAAAAAGGUUUCCGACUGGUGCGUCAUGGCUCCGAUCCGCUCCUAAAUGACUCAUUUUACGCCACUCAAGUGCAAGUUGGCAACUUCGUCAAGAUGGGCUGGCUCACCAAGCAGGGUCACAUGUGGAAGAGCUGGAAGACGCGCUUCUUCGUGCUUUUCUCCGAUGGAACCUUCGCGUAUUACAAGAACAAGGGCAGGAAGAAGAUUAAAGGUUGCAUGCAACUCAACGAUGGAGUGGUGUCCGUGCAGCACGUGGACAUUCGGGUGGCUGGUAAAGCGUAUGUGUUCCAGAUCCAGAAAGGUUUCUACAAAUUAUUGUGCUAUUGCUGCAGUCAGUUUGAAGCCGAGUUGUGGGUCGCUGCGUUGCGGUCAGUGAGGAGAGUGGCUCCACCCUGUUAUGAGAUGGAUCUGACCGCGACCGAAGAGAAGGCGGGGUCUAAUGCAGUUACCAGACACUUGAACAAAAUUUUUAUCACAGACAAAGCGGUGGCAAAGAGUUUGGUCCAGUUUAAGGAAAAUGAGCACGAUCACUCGUACGCGGCGAUCCACAAUUUUAUUGUGGAAUUAGACGACUCCAUCAUUGAUCGCCACCAUUUGGAGUUCUAUCAGGAUCCGGAGAUUGAAUUAUUGCCGGGUAAUGAGCUCGUACGGCUGAUUCGUCGACAUGUCGAAGACCGCGUGUUUAUUCCGUUGUACGCGGAAGCAUACGCGAGCUUAGAGACUGACAAGAUGAAGUCAAGACGCAGUAACUUGGAGCAGAACGUCAAGGUGUUGAAGCAGAAACCGCAGGCGGAUUUUGGUAUCUCGAAGGACCUGUCGGUGUGUAACUGGAAGCAAGCGAUCAGUGUGAUCAAUAUGCUCGAUUGUGUGUCACUCCCGACGCACAAGUUUGAGGUCAUUUUAUCAGCUGGAAAGGCCAUUACAGAGGAGAUUGCGCAGUAUAACGGCGAGCUCUUCGAGGUCACAGACGAAGCGUUGACGGCGGUUUUCCGGUAUGUGGUUACGAUGUCGUCGCUAAACGAUUUACCAAUUCUUCGCGCGCUGCUAAAGUAUGGAUAUCAGCACCACCCAGCAUGUCAAAACAAGGCGACCGUCGUGACUGCUUUUCUCGAUGCGAUUAAAUGGGUCGAGUGCUUUGAGACAGGAGACGAAAGCUACCAGUUUGAUUCGAUGGCACUCGCAGGAUCUCGAGUUUCUGUAUCCAUCUCGACAAACGAUGUUGGGAUUCAAUUCACGACGGACGGAAACGGCCGAGGGGCCAUUGUGUAUAGCGUUCGGAAGUUAUCUCAAGCAGCUCUGAGUGCUGCCAUCGUGCCUGGACUGUCGCUGAUUGCGAUUAACCACGAACCAGUGAUUGGAAUGCCCUUCGACAAAAUCAUCCAACGCGUUCGAACUGCAGCAUUGCCGAAACAACUCACCUUCAUGACGGAGUUUUACUACUAUCAGCUGCUGUCACUGGACAUGGAGAUGUUCCGCUAUUUGAUGUGCAUUGCAGCUCGUCGAGGAGACUUGGAUUCGGCUGGAUGGCUGCGAUCAUCGACCGUGGAACUGAACACACUUUGCUCGUGGGAAAAAUCUCGAGGCAAGCAGAUUUUCGGAUUCAUUCCUGUAUCCGGCAAAGGAUCACCGCUUCAUGCUGCUGUACACAACGGACAACUGGGAAUGGUCAACUAUCUUCUCUCGAAAGGGGCAGAUGCCAAUCUCUGCAAUUAUAAAGGAAGACGACCACUACACGUCGUGAAGCAGUCGAUGGACAUGGCGCAAAUUAUUCAAAGUCUGAUUGAUGCUGGAGCUGAUAUCGAUGCAGCGGAGCAGCAUGGACUUACUCCAUUGAUGUUCAUGUGUUCCAGAGCGUCUCUCGAGGGCUCAGCAACGUUGUUGGCCCUUGGAGCAGAUGUCCACCGCGUGGCUUGGUCGAAUGGCUUUUCAGCUUUGGAGUUUGCAGUGAAGAGUGGGCGUACAGAACUUGUGGAGCUCUGCCUUUCGAAGGGGGCUAAUCCGAACUCACCGACGUUGGACGGGAACACCAGUCUGCAUUUGGCUGCUGCUCUAGCUCACACCGAUAUCAUUCUCCGCUUGUUGCAGGGUGGUGCAAACCCCAACUUUCAGAACAGAUAUGGACAGACUCCAGCGACAGUCCUGCUUGCGUCCGCUCCUACUGGAAAUGGCGGUGCCCGGAUCUUGUGUCUGGAGAUUUUGACGUGCGCUGGCUGUCGCCUUGAUCAACGAGAUCUAUUUGGCCGUCAGGCUUCUCACCUGGUAAACAUGUCGCGAGAUGCUCGUGUGGUUGGGUUACUGCAAAAGUUGGGCUCGCUUAAUCGGGGAGGCAAUGGCGUUGAUGUUGACAUCUUCGGCUGCACUUCUGCUGAUUAUACUGAUCGGAUCGAGGUAAACAAAACUGCGGGAUAUCUGUCCUCGCUAAUGCCUAACGACUCGUGGAAGAUUGGGGACAAGGAUGACCACGCUUCAAGAUCUGUACGCUCGAGUUCUAUCGACGAUUUGAUUCACGAGCUGGUUACUGGAGUGGAAGUAGAUUUGGUCGACGUGGUGGCCUUUGUGCUGUUCCUGGACACUUUUUCAAGCCUGAACGAAGUGGUGGAUCGCCUGAGCGAACGUGCCUGGAAUGGUAUUAAGAGUCACGGACUCAUCCGUUUCUUCAUUAUGAUAUUGCUGUUUAGGCAGUCAGAAACGAAGGAGACAGACGACCUGCGCGAUCGUUUCUACAGUUUCAUCAGUCACAAUAUCGACAUUUCGAAAGAGAAACUGGUGCCUUUGAUUGAAGAAUGCACCACACUUUACAGGGAAUACUUUUCUCUGCGUGGGGCAGGAAAGUACGCACUGAGCUACGAAAUGAUCCCUGGAAUGAUGACUACGAUCUACGGGUUCGACUCUGGCAUCGAGCAUGCAUCCAGCGAGCCGUUCCCGAAGCAUUUGCACCGGUAUAUAGAUGCAGAGCAGUGGGCACAUCAAUGCACACUUUUGACGCAUGCGGUUUUUUGCAAGAUUCCAGUCCAAGAUUUUAUUUCGCCAGGAUCGAAGCGGCAGCAUUCCGUUGAGUUCACCAGCAUUAAACGAUGGUUCCAACACAUCUCUGCGUACGUCAUCAACGCUGUUCUGGUUCAGGAUACCCCCGAAGAACGUGCGGAAGUGAUUUCGUUUUACCUUAAGGCUGCGGAGUUUUGUAUGUCAUUACACAACCACGACACGCUGGCUUCGAUUUUGUACGCACUGCAAUCUACUGCGGUUCAGCGUCUUCGAAAGACGAUCGACUGUCUAAGUGUGACUGCGAAGAAAAAGAUGAAUGAGAUGCAACUACUCUCGGACAAAGGAUGCCGAGAGAUGAACCGACUUAUGCGCAAGACUGCGAACCCAAGUAUGCCUUACAUCGGACUGUAUCUUCAGGGCUUCGUCGGAUUGAACGAGUUGCCUGCGUUUGACAAGAACGGUCUGAUAAAUGCGAGUCGGCUUCGACGAAUGGGCGAGUUGUCAAUGGAGAUCUUGCAUCGGCAGUCUGUUGCUUACACUCUCCAGAACGACGAGGAUGUCGACAAACUGCUCCACGUUUCACUGCCGUAUUCCUCCGAAGAGAGUCGGUAUACUCGUUCACUGGAGCUGGAACCUCGCGAAGCAGAUGCGAUGCCAUUGAGCGAUCGUGGUUCGUGUGUUGUGGUUGAUGAUGAUCUCGAUCUGGAAAGUGAAGUGCGUGAAUCAAUUGGCGGCGACGGCACGUUCGGAUUCCGUCAGUGGAUUCGGAAGCAACAGGUGGUGCACCGGCACCGCUCACGGUCAUCGUUGAUUGCUUUGUACGAGUGGGUAUAGUUGUAGUGUUACGUGAGCUCCGUCGUUUUCUUUUUAUCUAUUGGUCGCGGAUUCUCGCCCAACAUUAAUAUAUUAGCGUAUUUAGUUCUCAGCGA
This is a messenger RNA of Phytophthora nicotianae INRA-310, 4292 nucleotides long. RefSeq lists its product as hypothetical. The record is from RefSeq and is a predicted model, not a curated record. The transcript has 9 exons. The coding region runs from base 61 to 4197 and encodes 1378 amino acids. Gene Ontology annotation, biological process: small GTPase-mediated signal transduction. Gene Ontology annotation, molecular function: guanyl-nucleotide exchange factor activity; protein binding. Lineage: Eukaryota; Oomycota; Peronosporomycetes; Peronosporales; Peronosporaceae.